Messenger RNA from Plasmodium falciparum 3D7, 1965 nucleotides. It is a transcript of the gene KAHRP, whose product is annotated as knob-associated histidine-rich protein. NCBI's taxonomy places the organism in Eukaryota, Apicomplexa, Aconoidasida, Haemosporida, Plasmodiidae. The record is from RefSeq and is a predicted model, not a curated record.
AUGAAAAGUUUUAAGAACAAAAAUACUUUGAGGAGAAAGAAGGCUUUCCCUGUUUUUACUAAAAUUCUUUUAGUCUCUUUUUUAGUAUGGGUUUUGAAGUGCUCUAAUAACUGCAAUAAUGGAAACGGAUCCGGUGACUCCUUCGAUUUCAGAAAUAAGAGAACUUUAGCACAAAAGCAACAUGAACACCAUCACCACCAUCACCAUCAACAUCAACACCAACACCAAGCUCCACACCAAGCACACCACCAUCAUCAUCAUGGAGAAGUAAAUCACCAAGCACCACAGGUUCACCAACAAGUACAUGGUCAAGACCAAGCACACCAUCACCAUCAUCACCACCAUCAUCAAUUACAACCUCAACAACCCCAGGGAACAGUUGCUAAUCCUCCUAGUAAUGAACCAGUUGUAAAAACCCAAGUAUUCAGGGAAGCAAGACCAGGUGGAGGUUUCAAAGCAUAUGAAGAAAAAUACGAAUCAAAACACUAUAAAUUAAAGGAAAAUGUUGUCGAUGGUAAAAAAGAUUGUGAUGAAAAAUACGAAGCUGCCAAUUAUGCUUUCUCCGAAGAGUGCCCAUACACCGUAAACGAUUAUAGCCAAGAAAAUGGUCCAAAUAUAUUUGCCUUAAGAAAAAGAUUCCCUCUUGGAAUGAAUGAUGAAGAUGAAGAAGGUAAAGAAGCAUUAGCAAUAAAAGAUAAAUUACCAGGUGGUUUAGAUGAAUACCAAAACCAAUUAUAUGGAAUAUGUAAUGAGACAUGUACCACAUGUGGACCUGCCGCUAUAGAUUAUGUUCCAGCAGAUGCACCAAAUGGCUAUGCUUAUGGAGGAAGUGCACACGAUGGUUCUCACGGUAAUUUAAGAGGACACGAUAAUAAAGGUUCAGAAGGUUAUGGAUAUGAAGCUCCAUAUAACCCAGGAUUUAAUGGUGCUCCUGGAAGUAAUGGUAUGCAAAAUUAUGUCCCACCCCAUGGUGCAGGCUAUUCAGCUCCAUACGGAGUUCCACAUGGUGCAGCCCAUGGUUCAAGAUAUAGUUCAUUCAGUUCCGUAAAUAAAUAUGGAAAACACGGUGAUGAAAAACACCAUUCCUCUAAAAAGCAUGAAGGAAAUGACGGUGAAGGAGAAAAAAAGAAAAAAUCAAAAAAACACAAAGACCACGAUGGAGAAAAGAAAAAAUCAAAAAAACACAAAGACAAUGAAGAUGCAGAAAGCGUAAAAUCAAAAAAACACAAAAGCCACGAUUGUGAAAAGAAAAAAUCAAAAAAACACAAAGACAAUGAAGAUGCAGAAAGCGUAAAAUCAAAAAAAAGUGUUAAAGAAAAGGGAGAAAAGCAUAAUGGAAAAAAACCAUGCAGCAAAAAAACUAACGAAGAAAAUAAAAAUAAAGAAAAAACCAAUAAUUCAAAAUCAGAUGGAUCAAAAGCUCAUGAAAAAAAAGAAAAUGAAACAAAAAACACCGCUGGAGAAAAUAAAAAAGUAGAUUCUACUUCAGCUGAUAAUAAAUCAACAAAUGCUGCUACACCAGGCGCAAAAGAUAAAACUCAAGGAGGAAAAACUGACAAAACAGGAGCAAGUACUAAUGCCGCAACAAAUAAAGGACAAUGUGCUGCUGAAGGAGCAACUAAGGGAGCAACUAAAGAAGCAAGUACUUCUAAAGAAGCAACAAAAGAAGCAAGUACUUCUAAAGAAGCAACAAAAGAAGCAAGUACUUCUAAAGAAGCAACAAAAGAAGCAAGUACUUCUAAAGGAGCAACUAAAGAAGCAAGUACUACUGAAGGAGCAACUAAAGGAGCAAGUACUACUGCAGGUUCAACUACAGGAGCAACUACAGGAGCUAAUGCAGUACAAUCUAAAGAUGAAACUGCCGAUAAAAAUGCUGCAAAUAAUGGUGAACAAGUAAUGUCAAGAGGACAAGCACAAUUACAAGAAGCAGGAAAGAAAAAGAAGAAAAGAGGAUGCUGUGGUUAA